This is a messenger RNA of Ectocarpus sp. CCAP 1310/34, 2563 nucleotides long. The record is from the annotation of a GenBank genome assembly. NCBI's taxonomy places the organism in Eukaryota, Phaeophyceae, Ectocarpales, Ectocarpaceae.
GGAGUGCGGCGACCGGCCUCUCCCGGCGCGGCGGAGCUGCUGAGGUCCGGCGCGUUCCCGCAGAUGGUGCUCGCGCUGCACGAUAGCGACGUGGCGCGGCACAAGCACCCCCAGGUGGUGAUGCUUUACUUCCAGCUGACGGUGAGGUACAGCAAGAUGCUAGCGGACGGACCCCCGCAUCUCAUCCCGAAGGUUCUGGAGGCGAUCUGCGGACCUCAGGGGCUCAGCAACGCGGACGUGACCCUGCGGACGCGGUCGUGCUACUUCUUGACGAAGCUCGUGAAGGCGAUGAAGGAGGGCGUCGUGCCCUACGUCGACGUAAUCGUUCCGGGAGUCCAAGCUCUCCUUGAUUCUCCGCAAGGCAACCCCAUGGACCUGUCGGACGAAGCCAAGCUCAAUCUGUACGAAACCAUCGGCUUUCUUGUGGGCAUGCCCAACGUCCCGGUGCCCAAGCAAGUGCAACUCCUCGACGGCGUUUUGGGGCCCCAGAUGAGGAGAAUUGCCGAAAAUCUGCAGCGGGUGGCGGCGGCGGGCGCGGGGGGAGUGGCGGGGCUGGUGGGCGAGAGUGAGAAGGGUGGUGACGAUGCGAUUGGGGCGGAGCUUGCGGCCGGCGUGGGCGCCAUGGCGAACGUUUCGAAGGGUUUCAAGCCGGUGGUUGCGGCGGAAGUGGAGGCGAGGUUUCUUCAGGCGUUGGAGGCGGCGACGUCGGCCCUGAUGUCUUUUCCUCGACACGUGGCUCUCCGGGCCAAGACGAUGUUCCUCGUGCACGGGCUCAUCCCCUGUCUGGGCGAAGGCCUGCUGCGCGCCUUGCCGCUGUCGGCGUUGCUCGUGCUGGUGCAGGAGGGCGACGGCAAGGAUCUGAUGGAGGUUGCCCAGGUCCUGAACCAGCUCACCAUCGAGUACGGCCCGAAGUCAGCCCAGCUCCUUGACGGCGCCCUCAUGCCGUUCAUUCGCCGAACGUACCAGCUCACCCCGGGCGCUGGUUCCACCACCGCGGCGGCCGCCGCCGCUGCCGCAAACGACGGCGGCGCUCAACAGCAAGCCAGCGGGGAGGGGUCAGACUCGGGGGGAGGCGGGUGGCCGAACGGGACGACGGCAAAGUUGCCAGCCGCCGCAGCAGCGGCGGCAGACGGGGCUGCUGCUACCAGCGGCGGGGCCGGGGCAGUGGGGGCGGAAGCGCAGCAGCUGCUCGCGCACGAGGUGGCCGAGCGAGCGGGGUUCCAGAAGCUGUGCUUCAGCGUGAUCCAGCACGUCUCGUCGAACGGUCUCGCCGGCGUGCUCUCUUCCCCGACAAACGCGCCCCACCUGGACGGGGUGCUUCGGUCGGUGGUCGACGGGCUCUCGGGCGCCGAGGACGCCUCGACAAAGAAGACCUGCCUCUACAUAUUCUCCCUCCUCUUGGGCGGCUUCAACCGCGGUCGAAGCGGGGGAGACGUCGGCGCCGGGAAGGGUGGUGCUUCCGCCAACGGCCCGGCCGGUGGUGCUGCGGGAGGCGGUGGGGCGAAGAAGAGCCUGCGGGCAGCCGCCACGCAACGGCGAGCGCUGUCGGGGAAGGGCGGGGGGCUGUGGACGGGGUCGGGUCCGACGGUGGACAUGGAGCCGGGAGUUCAGUCUGCCGUGACGGCGUUCGUCUGCGAGCGGGCCGUCCCCGCCGCCCUCAAGUGUCUGGUGGACGGCGCGCCGCCGACGGGGCUCGACCUGAGGGACGCGGCCGCCAUGAGCGCCAUCGUGAACAUGGGGGCCUUGCUUAAGGAGGCCAGGGAGGCUAGCGGCGGCUCGGCGAGAUUUGUCGGCGUCGCCGCGCUGGCGUGUGGCUGUACCCCGCAGGUGGCCGAGCAGUUGCAGCUAGCCGUGGAAGGGGCUGCAGAUGGACCCGCCAUUGCGACCGCUCUUAAGGCUUUUGCGCAGCACAUGAGGCCGAUCAGAUGACAGCGGUUUCCUCCACGGUGCGGGUGGGAGAGGUCCAGUGUACCAACUGGGAGCUGGGGAACAGAGCUAUAUGCUUGUAACACGUCAGUAAGUACAUAGCUGCGAGGACGCAUGAGCAAGCCGCUGCUUGGACUCCGCGUGACGGCAGGGCUCGGAAGUACGAAGGCGGACCGAAUGGACUGACUGUUUGGUUGGGGGGUAUUCCAGUUCGGAGAGUAAUUACACUGGAGGCAAUCGACUGUUACAAACCCCGCUGAGCCAGGACGACCCACAGCAAGAGAGAUGAGGAGGGAGUCAUGCGCGCUGGUGUCGGGGAUGCGAGAGAGAGAGAGCGUCUUCGAGAACGACGGUUAGAUUAGUUCCUUGCCAUCUGUAGUGGACUCCUGUACCGAGUCGAGUGCCCGAAACACAUGAGCGGGUGGAACAGCUCUAUUUCUUCAACCACGUGUUGGCUCGAGUUUUUGUGCCAGGAAACCAAAUGCUAAACUGCCGCCUCCCCGUCCUUGGUUUUGUUCAAGAUUUGUGCGUGUGCCUUGAUUGGUAGAAGUAAAAGUUUGCGAAGGUCUCACUGCCGUUCUCGUGCCUCGACACCUGAUUGACUACUAUGCGUUGUGACGUUGUCAACUCAUCUGCU